AUGGGUAGACAGACUGAAAAGCGGAAUGCUACUGUCGCUACUGCUGCUGAGGCCGCUGUUGCUGCCACCAAUAGAGCCAAUGGAAAUAAUGGAAACAAUGGAAACAACGGGAACAACAGGAAUGGUGGGUACCCCGCUCAGGGCCAAGUAAAUGCAAACAGGCCGAUGUCUAAGCUGGUUGAGCAGUUUUUUAAGCUGAAGCCUCCGAGGUUUGAUGGUAGAGGUAAUACUGAGGCUGUACCUCGAUGGGUGGAAGAGCUAGAAAAAGCUUUUGAAGUGCUGGGAUGCACUGAAGAGGAAAAGUAUUUCUCGAAAAGUGCCCAAGAGCAGAAGUUGGCAGAAUUCAUGAGACUUCGCCAGGGUCAGAUGUUGGUAGAACAAUAUGAGGUCGAGUUUGCAAGGCCAUCCAAGUUUACCCCAAGAAUGGUAGAGGACCCAAUGGACAAAGCCAGGAGGUUCCGAGAUAGACUGAAGCCGAACCUCCACAGUCAGGUGAUCUCACUGAACCUGAGGGGCUAUCAUGAGAUUUAUGAUCGGGCUCAGGCAAUCGAGUGUGAUUUGAUGGAUCGGGCUGUCGCCUAUGGAUCGCAGCAGGCCUCGGCUUGGGACAACCGUCGUUUUGGGAAGAGACCUAUAACGGGAAAUAAUUGUUUUAUCCCUCCUAUUCAUAGAAGUAUCGGAAAGCCGAAUCACUUUCAGAACGCCCCGUGUCGGUUAUGUGGAAGGAAACAUGGGAAUGGACCUUGCCCAAGUAGGGGCGGAGCGUGUUUUAAAUGUGGUAGAAACAGCCAUCAGAUGAGGGACUACCCCAACAAUAGGUAG
Molecule: messenger RNA, 822 nt
Organism: Syzygium oleosum
Lineage: Eukaryota; Viridiplantae; Streptophyta; Magnoliopsida; Myrtales; Myrtaceae
Exons: 2
Coding region: 1-822 (273 amino acids)
Source: RefSeq, a predicted model, not a curated record